This is a messenger RNA of Fraxinus pennsylvanica, 675 nucleotides long. The record is from the annotation of a GenBank genome assembly. Lineage: Eukaryota; Viridiplantae; Streptophyta; Magnoliopsida; Lamiales; Oleaceae.
AUGGAAGAGUUAGAGUAUCAAAGCAAACCAUGCAAUAAUAAUACAAGUAAUGGACGCUUAAAGCUCUUCGGUUUCAACGUAACGGAAGAAGAAGAAGUAGACUCCACUAAAACACCAUCAGGCUCGCCGGACUCUGGCGGUUUACCAGCACCCGAUGGACGGAAAUACGAGUGCCAGUACUGCUGCCGGGAGUUUGCCAAUUCACAAGCUCUGGGUGGUCACCAAAAUGCCCAUAAGAAAGAGAGGCAACAGUUGAAACGUGCACAAAUGCAAGCCAGUAGAAACGCUGCAGUGUCCUACAUGCGGAACCCUAUAGUCUCCGCCUUUGCUCCACCGACCCACCUCCUCGCUCCUACAGGCUCUGUGGUGGUUCCUUCUGCUGCACCUUCGUCCCCACCGUGGUUGUAUGUUCCACGCGCCGCGCAGCCCUUCCAGGUGUCGCACGGGUGCGUGUUCCCGACAUGGUCAACUGGGAGGGGUGCAGGGAACUUAUCGUGUACCGUCAGUGUAGGUGAGUCCAACCUGACAAAUAUUGGGCCUCAGGCGAUCAAGGCCCAUAAUGGAAGGCUAGAUGGGCCAUCGUUAAGUAGAUUCUCUACUGCAGACGGUGGACCCAGUGUAGAUGAUGGAUUUGGGCUCGAUUUGCAUCUUAGCCUUGCGCCAGCCGCGCCGUGA